AUGCAACUUAAUUCAUAUUUUCUCCCUUCAAGUACACUGGAAAUUCUUGAUCUUAGUGCUAAUCGUCUCGAGGGGCAGAUUCCUAUACCAUACUCGCCAUUGUUAUUUGUGGAUUAUUCACACAAUAAUUUCUCUUCUGUUCUUCCAAACUUCACUUCAUAUCUUGGUACCACAUAUCUCAGCAUGUCCAACAACAGUAUAAAUGGAUGCAUGACAGAUUCAGUUUGCAGUGGAAUUAUGGGUGUGUUUAACCUAUCCUACAACAAUUUUAGUGGGCCGAUUCCUGCCUGUCUGAUAGAAAGUGGUGGACUGAUGGUGUUAAAUUUGAGGGAAAAUAACUUUGAAGGGACGUUGCCAUCCAAAAUUACAAGUGAAUGUACUUUCCAGACAAUAGAUUUACAUGGCAAUAAGAUUGAGGGGAAGCUUCCGAGGGCACUUUCUAACUGCAGUAAGUUGGAGGUUCUUGACAUUGGAAACAACCUGUUACUUGAUACUUUCCCAUCUUGGCUAGGGGAGCUUCCCAAUCUUUAUGUUCUUAUCUUAAGAUCCAACCAAUUCUAUGGUUCGGUAGAUGAUGUUGUUGGGAAUUACCAAACCAGAGAGUACUUCCCUACCUUGCAAAUUAUUGAUCUUGCUGCGAACAACUUCUCUGGCAAUUUAAAUUCAAAAUGGUUUAGAAAAUUAAAAUCAAUGAUGAUGAGGUUCAAUAGUGCAGGAGAUAUUGUCAGUGCUAAAAACAUACCAGGUAUUCAGGCAUUCUACCAGGACACCGUAGUGAUAACAUACAAGGGCUCCGAGGUGACAUUUGGAAGGAUCCUGAGCACUUUAACAGCAAUUGACCUUUCAAAUAAUAGAUUGGAAGGUACCAUUCCUGAGUCAGUUGGACGACUUGUUUCACUGCGCGUACUGAACAUGUCACACAAUGCAUUCACGGGAAAAAUUCCAACCCAGCUUGGCGGUGUGACUGAUCUGGAGUCACUAGACAUGUCUUGCAACCAACUCGCUGGGGAGAUUCCACAGGAACUCACAAAUCUCACCUCUCUGGCCACCCUGAACUUGUCCGACAACCGGUUGGUGGGGAAGAUACCGCAGUCAGGCCAGUUCCUCACAUUUGACAUCAAUUCAUUCGAAGGGAAUUUGGGAUUGUGUGGACCGCCAUUCUCCAAGCCUUGUGGCGUAUCACUUGCUCCUCCAAGCCCUGCCCGUGUGGAGAAGUCUUCUAAUGUGGAUGUCAUCCUGUUUCUCUUUGUCGGGCUGGGCUUCGGUGUUGGAUUUGCAGCUGCCAUUCUGAUGAGAUGGGGUCGAAUCAGAAAAUGGUUUGUUAAAUCUGCAAGAGCUUUGUGGACUUGA
Messenger RNA from Triticum turgidum subsp. durum (durum wheat), 1350 nucleotides. Lineage: Eukaryota; Viridiplantae; Streptophyta; Magnoliopsida; Poales; Poaceae. The record is from the annotation of a GenBank genome assembly.